This is a messenger RNA of Paramisgurnus dabryanus, 9114 nucleotides long. It is a transcript of the gene itpr3, whose product is annotated as inositol 1,4,5-trisphosphate receptor, type 3. NCBI's taxonomy places the organism in Eukaryota, Metazoa, Chordata, Actinopteri, Cypriniformes, Cobitidae. Gene Ontology annotation, biological process: calcium ion transmembrane transport. Gene Ontology annotation, cellular component: membrane; endoplasmic reticulum. The record is from RefSeq and is a predicted model, not a curated record. Gene Ontology annotation, molecular function: inositol 1,4,5-trisphosphate-gated calcium channel activity; inositol 1,4,5 trisphosphate binding.
GCUUCCUGGUUUGAAGCACUGUGAUCUCAGGUACAGCCCAAACAUCUAGAUCGAGUGACUUGUGCGCCUCGGACCGCUAUGGUAGCGAUUCCCGUCUGCAUAUCUGGCUAGCGACAAACUUUUCCAGUAGUUUAGUUCACGUGCGUGAUGUCUAACUCUACCGGGAUGCAUUUUUACUUCAGCUGUGGGUGAAGCGCGAGUCUGCACGCGCCUUUAUCAGGAAGAGUUUUGAAGUGUCCGGGCUUCCAAACAUUAAGCAACCCGCACACCAGCGUACUUUAAAUAAGCAAGAUGUCUGAUUCGGCGUCCAGUUUCUUGCAUAUAGGGGAUAUCGUGUCCCUGUAUGCAGAAGGGACCGUUAAUGGAUUCAUAAGCACAUUGGGGCUGGUAGAUGACCGUUGUGUUGUGGAGCCAGCAGGUGGAGAUCUGGACAACCCUCCAAAAAAAUUCAGAGAUUGCCUUUUUAAGGUUUAUCCCAUGAAUCGAUAUUCUGCUCAGAAACAGUUCUGGAAGGCCAAACAGGCAAAGCACGAGAAGGAUAAGAUAGGAGACAUGGUUCUUCUUCAGAAAUUGCAACAUGCAGCUAAUCUGGAACAAAAACAGAAUGAUGCUGAGAACAAAAAGGUCCACGGGGACGUCGUAAAAUAUGGCAGUGUCAUUCAGCUCCUGCAUAUGAAGAGUAACAAGUAUUUAACAGUGAAUAAACGUCUUCCAGCGUUGCUGGAGAAGAACGCUAUGCGUGUUACUCUUGAUGGGACGGGGAACGAAGGAUCCUGGCUUUUUAUCCAGCCAUUCUGGAAGCUCAGAGCAAAUGGAGAUAACGUGGUAGUUGGAGAUAAGGUGAUGCUAAAUCCUGUUAAUGCUGGUCAGCCUCUCCAUGCCAGUAAUUAUGAACUUCCCGAUCAUCCGGGUUGUAAAGAGAUCAACUCGGUGAAUAGCAACACAAGCUGGAAGAUCACUCUCUUUAUGAUGUUCAGUGAUCACAAAGAUGAAGUCCUCAAAGGAGGGGAUGUGGUGAGGCUCUUUCAUGCAGAACAGGAAAAAUUUCUGACCUGUGAUGAGUACAAGGCUAAGCUGCAUGUAUUUCUACGCACAACUCUCCGCCAGUCUGCUACAUCAGCGACCAGCUCCAAUGCAUUGUGGGAAGUGGAGGUUGUGCAUCAUGAUCCCUGUCGAGGUGGAGCGGGACAUUGGAACAGCCUUUACCGAUUCAAACAUUUGGCCACAGGCAACUAUCUUGCUGCUGAGGAGAACCCAGGCUACAAAGAAAACAGCAGCAAUGAAAUAGAAGUGGACAGUGCUCGCAUCAAGCGGAGUCUCGGUGAGAGAAUAAAGUACAAGCUGGUCGCAGUGCCUCAUGGGAAUGAUAUCGCCUCUCUGUUUGAGCUGGAUCCCACCACAUUGCAAAAGACAGAUUCAUUUGUGCCAAGAAAUUCUUACGUUCGAUUCCGUCACCUGUGCACGAACACUUGGAUCCAAAGUACCAACAUUCCUAUCGACAUUGAUGAAGAGAGGCCAAUUCGAUUAAUGCUGGGCACCUGCCCGACUAAGGAAGACAAAGAAGCUUUCGCCAUCGUCUCUGUGCCGGUCAUGGAGAUUCGAGAUCUAGACUUUGCGAAUGACGCCAGUCUUAUGUUGAGCACCGUGGUAGACAAGUUAAACGUUGGUUUCCUAAAUCCUAAUGAUAGAAGAUAUGCCAUUAAACUGCUUGAGGAUGUGGUUUUCUUUGUCGUGGACCAGUUUAACAAUGGCCAGCCAGCCCUGGAGGUGACGAUGAACAAAGCCAACCGAGAGAGACAGAAGCUCAUGAGAGAACAGAACAUUUUAAAGCAGAUAUUUGGAAUCAUUAAGGGCCCAUUUAAAGAGAGAGAAAAUGAAGGUCCCCUCCUGAAGUUGGAGGAGCUGUCUGAUCAGAAGAACGCCCCCUAUCAGUACAUGCUCAGACUGUCCUACAGGGUUCUGCGUCACUCGCAGGAAGACUACCGUAAAAAUCAGGAGCACAUAGCCAAACAGUUUGGAAUGAUGCAGUCUCAGAUUGGCUAUGAUAUUCUGGCUGAGGACACCAUUACAGCUCUGCUACACAAUAACCGCAAGCUGCUAGAGAAACACAUCACUAAAACUGAGGUGGAGACCUUCGUCAGUCUGGUUCGCAGGAACAGAGAGCCCAGGUUUCUGGACUAUCUUUCAGACCUCUGCGUCUCCAAUAACGUGGCGAUUGCUGUGACUCAAGAGCUGAUCUGUAAGUGUGUGCUGGAUGCCAAGAACCAGGAUAUUCUCAUGAAAACAGAGCGUCGACCUCCAAAAGAUGGUCAUACCUCUGAAUACGUGGAAGAAUUUGGAGAGGAAGAUGAAGUUUGGUUGAUCUGGUCUGAUAAGCAGAACGAGACCCACGAUAAGAGCAUUCGGCAGCUUGCCCAAGAGGCCCGGCAAGGAAAUUUGCAUGACGAAAAUGUGCUUACAUAUUACAGGUACCAGCUUAAACUGUUCGCCCGGAUGUGUUUUGAUCGCCAAUACUUGGCCAUUGAUGAGAUCUCAAAGCAGCUGGAUGUGGAGCUGAUUUCUCUGUGUAUGAUGGAUGAAACGCUUCCCUUUGAUUUGCGGGCGUCCUUCUGUAGACUCAUGCUGCAUGCGCACGUAGAUCGUGACCCUCAGGAGCUUGUGACACCCACAAAGUUUGCUCGCUUGUGGACGGAGAUCCCCACCUCUAUCAGCAUCAAAGAUUAUGAUUCUCACUUGGACAACUCAAGAGACAAUAAGAAGAACAAGUUCGCCAAUACGAUGGCUUUUAUGGAGGAAUAUCUCAACAAUGUUCUCAUUGAUGACCUGCCGUUUGCCAACGAGGAGAAAAACAAGCUAACGUAUGAGGUGGUGAGCUUGGCGAGGCAUCUCAUCUACUUUGGGUUCUAUAGUUUUUUCGAGCUCCUGAGAUUGACCCGCACUCUCCUGGGAAUCAUAGACUGCACACCGAACGCUGCCACAAUGAAUCCCUCAUUCAACGAUGAUGGUGGCGGCAAGAAUGUCAGGCGCUCCAUCCACGGUGUUGGACAGAUGAUGUCCACUAUGGUGUUGAACAGAAAACAGUCCGUUUUUUCCGGCCCUGGUCGGACUGGUGCUAUGGACAACCAGGCUGGCAGUAAGGAUAGCAUUGACACACAGGACAUCACUGUGAUGGACACCAAACUGAAAAUCCUUGAGAUAUUACAGUUUAUCCUCAGUGUGCGACUGGACUAUCGGAUUUCCUUUAUGCUUUCCGUCUUCAAGAAAGAGUUUGUGGAAGUCUAUCCUAUGACAGAUGCAGAUGCGACACAUCACACAGAGCAUGAUGCUUCCAUCAACCUUCUGCAAAUUGGAGAGCAGGCAGAGGCAAUGUUUGGAAUCGGUAAGGGAAACAGCAUUCUGGAGGUGGACGAUGAAGGUGGAAGAAUGUUUCUCCGGGUUCUGAUCCACCUCAUCAUGCACGACUACCCUCCGUUGGUUUCUGGCGCCCUCCAGUUGCUUUUCAAACACUUCAGUCAAAGACAAGAGGUCCUGCACACCUUCAAACAGGUUCAGCUCCUCAUUUCAACUCAGGACGUGGACAACUACAAAAACAUCAAACGUGAUCUGGAUCUUCUGCGCACCAUGGUGGAGAAGUCAGAGCUUUGGGUCAUUAAGAAAAGCACCUCUGGGGGAGAUGGAAAGAAAGACAAGAAAGACAAAAAAGACAAGAAAGAGAAAAAAGAAGUUGAAGCGCCGCCACCAGAGGAGGACACAGAAGCGAAGAAACAAAAAGUUGAAAGGAGCAAUGAAAGCUACCAGAACGUCAAAGAGAUCCUUGAGCGUUUGAAUAAAAUGUGCAGUUCAGGUGUCUUUAAAAAGCAACAGAGGCUAUUGAAGAACAUGGGUGCCCAUAAAGUGAUGUUGGAUCUGUUGCAGAUCUCUUACGAUCGGAAUGACACCAAAAUGCUGGAGAUCAUCAAGUACACGCACCUAUUCCUACAGAAGUUCUGCACAGGCAAUCUGGAGAAUCAGUUUCUCCUUCAUAAACACCUCAACCUCUUUCUAACCCGUGGGCUCUUGGAGGCAGAAACAUUGCAGCACAUUUUCAGUAACAAUUACCAGCUCUGUUCUGAGAUCAGCGAGACUGUGCUGCAUCAUUUUAUCCACUGCCUCGCCACCCAUGGCCGCUACAUCCAGUACCUCAACUUCCUGCACACAAUCAUUAAAGCAGAAGGGAAAUACGUAAAGAAAUGUCAGGACAUGAUCAUGACUGAGCUUACAAGUGCGGGCGAUGAAGUGGUCGUCUUCUACAACGAUAAGGCAUCAUUUGCCACCAUGGUUGAACUGAUGACACAAGCGAGGGAGGGAGUGACGGAGGACAGCCCUCUGCGUUAUCACAUCUCUCUUGUAGAGUUACUAGCUGCAUGUGCGGAGGGUAAAAACGUCUACACUGAGAUUAAAUGCACAUCUCUGCUGCCCCUAGAGGACAUGGUGAGAGUGAUCACGCAUGAAGACUGCAUCACAGAGGUGAAGAUUGCCUACGUAAACUUUGUCAACCACUGCUAUGUUGACACAGAAGUGGAGAUGAAGGAAAUCUAUACCAGCAAUCACAUCUGGAAGCUGUUUGACAACUUCACUACAGAUAUGGCCAGGGUGUGUUCGAUCCGUGAGAAGCGCAUGUCAGACACUGUGCUGGAGAAAUACGUUAUUCAGGUGGUUUUAGACACUAUAAAUGCCUUCUUCAGCUCUCCCUUCUCGGAAAACAGCACCACUACAGAGGCUCAUCACACAACAGUAAAACAGCUGCUACAGUCCACCAUGCGUCUGCUAGACUGUCCAUGGCUGCAAGCACAGCAAAAAAUCCAAGUUGAGGCCUGUAUUCGAACUUUGGCCAUGACAACAAAGAUUCGCAGCAUAUCUCUACCGGUGGAGCUUGAAGCUCUUGUCAACAUGAUGUUAAGUCAGAGUAACUCCAACACAUUGUCUCGCACCAUCCUCACCAGUAAAAACCUGUCACGCCUCACACGGCCUUCUGCUCCCACCAACCCAUGGGACUACAAAAACAUCAUAGACAAACUACAGGAAAUCAGUAACACACUGGAGGAGCGUCUGAUGCCUCUGGUUAACGCUGAGCUAUCAGUGCUGGUGGAUGUGCUACAUCAGCCUGAGCUUCUCUUUAUGGAAGGCACUGACGCACGGACACGUUGUGAAUCGGGAGGCUUCAUAUCUAAACUGAUUCAACACACUAAAGCCUUGAUGAACUCGGAUGAGAAGCUCUGUAUCAAAGUCCUCAGAACUCUACAAGAAAUGCUCAUUCGGGAAAUGGACUUUGAUGAGAAGGGGUUUGCCUUGAGAAAGGUGUUGCUUCAAAACUACCUCUAUAACAACAAAAAGAACAUAAAGGCAGAAGUUCCUGAACAUGCUGGUGGUGGAGAGGUGGAGAGAGACUGGAUUGCUGUGGCAGCGUUACAGUGUCGACUAGAUAGAGAAGGCGGCACCAAACUCUUCAUAGAUCUCAUAACCAGCACGAAGAAUGAGAAGAUCUUCCAGGAGAGCAUACAGUUUGCCAUCUCUUUGCUGGAAGGGGGCAAUACAGAGAUUCAGAACUCAUUCUACAAACUCAUGAUGGGUGAUAACAAGUCUGAGAAGUUUUUUAAAGUGCUGAAUGAUCGCAUGAAGAAUGCUCAGCUGGAAGUCAAAUCCAACAUUUCAGUCAAUGUGGGGGAAAUGAGCAACAAAGCAAAAGAUGACAAGGAUCUAGAGCCAGGUGGAGUGCCUUCCUUUGCCCAGCCUGAGCAGGCACCCCAACAGCCUGAGCAGCAGGAAGUCGAGACAGAAAUGGGUCCGGUUGUCACCAUCAUGAAACCCAUCCUGCGCUUUUUACAGCUGCUGUGUGAGAACCACAAUCAAGAUCUUCAGAAUUUUCUUCGCAGUCAGAGCAACAAAACAAACUAUAAUCUGGUGUGUGAAACACUCCAGUUUCUGGACAUCAUGUGUGGGAGCACAACAGGUGGACUGGGUCUGCUGGGUCUUUACAUUAAUGAGAAUAAUGUAGAGCUGAUCACACAGACCCUGGAGACGCUCACAGAGUACUGCCAAGGACCCUGCCAGGAGAACCAGACUUGCAUUGUUUCUCAUGAGUGCAAUGGCAUUGACAUCAUCACAGCCUUGAUACUGAAUGACAUCAGUCCACUGUGCCGUUACCGUAUGGAGCUGGUGUUGCAGCUCAAGGACAACGCCUCUAAGCUCCUGCUCGCUCUGAUGGAAAGUCGUCAUGAUAACGAGAAUGCAGAGAGAAUCCUGUUUAACCUUCGACCUCGGGAACUGGUGGAGGUUAUAAAGAAAGCUUACUGGCAAGAGACAGAAUGUGAGGAGGGGGAAGUGUCACCGCGAGAAGUCGGCCACAACAUCUACAUCCUGGCACUACAGCUUGCCCGACACAACAAAACGCUUCUCACGCUUCUCAAACCACAAAAGAAGAUGAACAGUGAAGGAGAGGAGGGCAUCUCCUCUAUGCUCACCUUGAACAAGCAGGAGGAAUCAAAAGAGGAUCCUUUAGAAUACUACGACCAUAAAACCUCUAACAUUGAGAUCGUACGUGAGGACCGCAGCAUGGAGCAGAUCGUGUUUCCUGUUCACCCCAUUUGCGAGUUUUUGACAGAGGAGUCAAAGUUUCGUGUGUUCACCACCACAGAGCUAGACGAGCAGGGCAGCAAAGUCCCACAUUUCUUUGAACAGACCUCAUUCCUGCACAAUGAAAUGGAGUGGCAGAAAAAGCUUCGCAGCAUGCCAGUAUUGUUCUGGUUCUCCCGUCGAAUGUCUCUUUGGGGCACCAUAUCCUUCAAUCUGGCUGUCUUCAUCAACCUCAUCAUUGCUUUGUUUUACCCGCACGAUACUGAUCAAAUCGGUACCAUAGACUCAUCAAUGCUGAUUAUGAUGUUUUGGGGUUUUUCCGGACUGGCUGUCGUGGGUUUGUUAUCUAAGCGUUAUGGGUUCCAGGCUCUCACCGUCACCAUCACUCUGCGGUGCAUCUAUCACUUCGGCAUCGGACCCACGCUCUUCCUGUUGGGGGGUCUCAAUUUGAUCAAUAAGAUUGUGUAUGUUGUGAGCUUUGUGGGAAAUAACGGCACUUUCAUCAUGGGUUACAAAGCCAUGGUAAUGGAUGUUGAGUUCCUGUACCACGUGGUCUACGUGGUGAUCAGUACUCUGGGGUUGUUUGUCCAUGAACUCUUCUAUAGCCUAUUGCUGUUUGAUCUGAUCUACCGCGAGGAGACACUCCUAAACGUCAUAAAGAGCGUCACGCGCAACGGACGUUCGAUUCUUCUCACAGCUGUUCUGGCCAUCAUCCUGGUCUACCUUUUCUCCAUUGUGGGCUUUCUGUUUCUCCGGAAUGACUUUAUCAUGGAAGUGGAUCAUCUUGCUGCCCCAGAUACAGGAACAGAUGACUCUAUGGAAAGCUGCGGUGCAGAUGGAGUAGAUUGCACAGAGGAAACCGGUUUGGUUGCACCAGCAGAAGAAGAGGAAGAUAACACAGAGAGAGCUUGUGACACACUUCUGAUGUGCAUUAUUACUGUACUGAAUCAUGGGCUGAGGAAUGGAGGAGGCGUGGGAGAUGUUUUGCGCAAACCAUCUAAAAAUGAGCCCUUGUUCCCUGCUCGGGUGGUGUAUGACCUUCUCUUUUUCUUCGUUGUGAUCAUCAUCGUCCUCAAUUUGAUCUUCGGUGUGAUUAUCGACACUUUCGCUGACCUCCGUAGUGAAAAACAGAAGAAGGAGGAAAUCCUGAAGACCACCUGUUUCAUCUGCUGUCUUGAGAGGGACAAGUUUGAUAAUAAAACGGUUUCUUUUGAAGAGCACAUUAAACUAGAGCACAACAUCUGGAACUACCUCUAUUUCAUUGUCCUUGUACGAGAGAAAAACAAGACUGACUACACUGGCCCAGAGAGCUACGUGGCCCACAUGAUAAAGAAUAAGAACCUAGAUUGGUUCCCGCGCAUGCAGGCCAUGUCCCUCGUUGUAACAGAAGGUGAUGGGGAACAGAAUGAGAUGAGAAACCUCCAGGACCGUCUCAGCUCUACCAUGAAUGUUGUCACACAACUCACAGGCCAGUUAAUAGAGCUGAAAGAACAGAUGACCGAGCAGAGGAAGAGAAGGCAGAGAAUGGGUUUUGUGGAUGUUCAGUCUGGCCCGAACCCUGGCAUGCCCCUCCCUCCUAGUGCUGCUGGGGGAAAUAAUCAAGCCUUCAAGUCCUAACUCCCCCAACUAAUCCUUCAUAAACUUUAUAGGAGCAAUAAUGGGAUUCAUUUCUCCUGAUGUUCUUCUCAAUCCAAAAUGGUGGUUACAUUUUAAACUGAAUGUCUGAUUGGAUCUACACAUCCACAGAAGCACUACUGACCCGAUCGUUUGGUUGUUCUUUUAGGGGCUGAUGGUUUUAAUUAUUUUUUUAUAUAAAGCUUUUAUUUUGUUUGUUUUUUAGCAACCUUUGGUUGAGAUUUUUUAAAUGUUCAUUUAUUUAAAAUUCAUGGCUGUACAGAUUAUGUAAGGCAGGUGAAGAUGCACAAGCUGAAUAAUCUUGCAUCAUGCACCUGUAUGGAUACGAAUGUAAUGAUAACUCAUAAGUGUUUUGAAUGUGAUAAUAUGAUCGUGAAUGAACCAUACAUGAAGUCUUUUCAACAUGUAUGUUAAACUAGGUAAUGCCAAUAUCAGGUUUAAGAAUAAAGUUAUAGUAUAUAGCGGUUAUAUUUGCUACAACAUAGUUUGUAAAUGGGAUUAUGCAUAGCAGUGUACUAAAUUGUGAAUAAGUUUAUACCGUUUUAAGUGCCUAAUAUUAUAUCUGUCAAACAAACAUGAACUGACUGUUCAGGAAAAUAACAUAUUGUAUCUGUUAUAGAAACAGCAGUCUGAUGUAAGAAUACUGUAGCGCAGGUGUCUUGUGCUUUAACUAGACACAUGAAUAUAUGUGCAUAUUUAAUAUGACUGUAUUUUAAUCAUGUAUUGCGUGACCAAGAUUAAGUUAUAUAUCAUCUUUUACUAUGGAUCAUUUAUAAUAGGGCCACAAAAGAAUGCUGGAACAUACUUGUAUUUUGGCCAUUCAUCUGUAGUAUUAAUGUCAAUUUAAGAACUCAUUUACAUUAUGUU